Trichophyton verrucosum HKI 0517 is the source of this 384-nucleotide messenger RNA. RefSeq lists its product as uncharacterized. The coding region runs from base 1 to 384 and encodes 127 amino acids. The transcript is spliced from 2 exons. Gene Ontology annotation, biological process: iron import into the mitochondrion. The record is from RefSeq and is a predicted model, not a curated record. Gene Ontology annotation, molecular function: ferrous iron transmembrane transporter activity. Gene Ontology annotation, cellular component: mitochondrial membrane. Lineage: Eukaryota; Fungi; Ascomycota; Eurotiomycetes; Onygenales; Arthrodermataceae.
AUGACUAUUCCGUUCACGGCCGCCCAAUUCAUGGCAUACGAAUCGACGUCCAAGAUAAUGAACCCGACGAAACGAUAUGAUCCCUUCACCCAUUGUAUCGCUGGUGGUCUGGCGGGUGCUGUUGCCGCCGCUGUUACGACUCCUCUAGAUGUUAUCAAGACUGUCCUACAAACAAGAGGUACAGCGCAGGAUCCUGAGGCAAGAACCGCUAAGGGGUUGUUCAACGCUGCAAAACUCAUAAAGAAUCAGUAUGGCUGGGCCGGAUUCCUCCGUGGAAUGCGCCCAAGAAUAAUUGCCACAAUGCCUAGCACUGCUAUUUGCUGGACUUCUUACGAAAUGGCCAAAGCAUACUUCAAGCGGAUAACUUCCGAAGAAUCCCAUUGA